CUUGUCUGCUCGCCCGCUUAUAAUACCUUUCAUUGUUAGUCGCGGAGGGUUGGAAAUACCUGUUGUUCCUCUGUUUACAUCUAACCUAUAAACCCAAACACUUAGGAGGGCCACAGGUGUUUUAUAUCCACAAGUAUUCUUAACCGUGUUUAACUUAAAUACUUUUUUCACUUCGAAUUUCAGAAGCGCCAAACGUAAGGACAAUGAGCGUAGAAUCAGCGACGCGACGCAUUGAUGAAUUGGCUCAGUGCAAGAAGACGCCACCUGGUUUUAUCGAGGACAGACGGUCUGUGUAUUGGGUGGAUAAGAAGCCGCCACAACCACCCACUGUAUUCGCUGUAAGUGAGCGAUUGGAAGAGUUAGUUAAGAGCAAGUCGGGCCACAGAGACUUUGUACCGGACCGCCCAUCUCCAAUCUGGAAAGUUCCAACCGCUGCUUUACAUUUCCCGGAAAGAAGAAGGUUGAAACAACUUGCUCAACCUAAGCCGUUUCACCAACAGUGGAUACCAAUGCGCUCAGCUUACACGGUCGUAAGCGAAUCCGCUAAACAAGGAGCGCCGACAAAAAGACUUAUUGAACUUGCUCGACCGAAAACAUACGAUCCUCUACUUGUUAAAUCGAACAGUUCGUGGGACUGGGGAGAGUGGAAAAGUGACAUUCCCAAGGAAUCGUUGAAUCACGUCGCGUCUGGAAGAUUGGAACAACUUGCCGAAGCGAAACCAACACCGAAAUCUUACGAGGAAAAUCGGGGAGUGAUGUGGCCUGUAUCUCUUGCGGCGAAGACAGCCGAGGCCAGCACACGGCAACAGCAACUAGCGAAACCGAAAACGAGGACAGCGCUUGACCAAGACUAUGACCCUUACAAGGUUUCCUUCGCCGCAAGAAACGCCGUUGCCUCGCCGAGAAUUGAAGAAAUUGCCACCGCUAUUCCACGCAAAGUGCGGGCGAAAAAGUAGACGCAAAAUAAAGAACUGACAAUUAGUUUAAGUGCAUAACUGAAAAAGUGUUUAUGGUUCUAUUAAUUUUGAUAAACGCUUGCCUGUAGAGUUAUAUUUGCCACGCCGUUCUAAUACUGCUAUAUAAUGUUGCCUAUGAGAUGGAUUAUAGAUUAUAUUGCCAUAAGUGACUUGCUUAAACUGCGUUUUCGUUUCUAAAUUGCCAAAGUUUUGUCGAAACUCGCCAAUAAAUAUAUAUAGGUUUAUUCA
Molecule: messenger RNA, 1205 nt
Organism: Ciona intestinalis (vase tunicate)
Lineage: Eukaryota; Metazoa; Chordata; Ascidiacea; Phlebobranchia; Cionidae
Source: RefSeq, a predicted model, not a curated record